AACCGGCCUUCUCAAAGCAUCAUUCACCCUGUGAGSACUGAAGGGACCUCCAAGGCUCCUCCCAGCAUGUUCAGUGAAAAGAGCAGCGCCUCUUUGUCCCAAAAACCACCCCAGAAAAAGACGCGACCCCAGGGCCUGCCCUCCCCUGCUCUGUGCUGCGCCUGCGGACUGUGCAUCAUGCUGGCAGGGAUCAACAUCACUUUAGUGGGAGCAUUUGCCUUUGGRACCUUCCUCCCUGUCAACAACCCUCCCAUCAUCAUCGGGCCCAUCUUGCUGGUGGUGGCYUUCACCUUUUUCGGUGCCUGCUGCAUCUGCAGCCGGAGACCCCCGGCCCACGGGGCUCGGAAAUCCAAACCGGGUUCCAACAUGGGGCUCAUCAAACCCGGCCACACAGCCUUUGAGAUUGAAACCAGUGAGCACACAGUGCAGGACACCACUGCUGUCCAGCUGAGCCCCACCAACUCCCCCAUCUCCUCCAAAAAGUCCACGCCCGUCCAUGAGAACGCCAAGGCUUGCAAACUCUUCACCAUGGAAGGCAAUGGGCCAGUGGCCAAAUACACCACAGGAGGAGAGGCCAUACAGCUCAACCUGCCCAGGGACCUGGCCACAUCCUAAACCCGGGCAAAGCUUCUGUCAGCAGCCAGCCAGAUGCUGUAAUGGGUGGGCUGGAUGUGAACCAUCAGUCAGAAGUGUGCAGAAAGUGCUUGUGAAAAGCCAGCAGACAGUCAGGUCUCUCUGAACCACUUUAAGGGAGAUGGAUGCAACAGCAGGGGAAAAAAAAAUCAUCCGGAUUUUUUGCUGAAACAUGCCCAUUAUAUGGUUUUAAAAAGAAAAUUGAUAAUGAUGCUGCUGUGAAAAGAUGACCYUCCAUUUCCUGGAAAUACACUGCCAUUUUUGGGGAAGAGAUAGGAAGAGGGGAAUGAAUUAAUUUGCCUGACAUAAUGUGGAAUUGUGACAGUUGGAAGGAGAGGCUACAUGGGACUGACAAAUGACAGCUCUUUCUUCUCAGAAGUGAAGCAAUUCUUGGACAUAAAAGAAGCAGGAAUGCAGUAAAUUACAGUUUGCUGCCACUCAGUCACAAGAAGAUUUCAGCAUUUUUAGUGCCAGACUUUUUGGCAGUGAGGACAAAGCUAUGUGUUUGCUGCUGAAAAAGCAGUGUGAAACCAUCUCCCUCUGCUGAAAAUUCUUGCCCCAUCUUGCCUUUAUUCAGGUGAUUUUGCUGCCCUUUCUAAGAGAAGGAACCACAAGGAUCACAAUUAGGACCUGUAUUUUUUUUCAUGUUAAUGGGUUUGAGCUGCAGCUGUGCUGUACAAAUCUUGGAUCAGUCAGGCUGAAUCCUUGGGGUAACCAGAGACCAACAGGAGCYUGCAAAUGGAAUUUUUGGGCAAUGAUUACAUACUGUGGGUACGCAGCAGCAGGAGAAUGGAUUUCCAGCAGGAAUGGCUGCAUAGGUUCUCUCUUUAUGAUAACUCUGUAUUUGAAACUAAGUUUUUUGGGACUUUGAAUGACUAGGAAGUCAUCUGGACCAUACCRGACCACUACAAUGGCCCAGCUAACCCAGAAUCCCAUUUCUGAAAAAGCCACGAGCAAGGUGUGAAGAAGUGCAUGAAGACAGGGAAAAGCAGGAUGUUCUUGUCCAAAGUGCAUUCCCAGCCUUCAAUGUGCUGCUGCUUAGGAGCUCCCUGAGCUGGAAUUGUGCCUGUGUGCAGUAGCCCUGAMUGGAUCUCUCCUCCAUGAAAUAAUCCAUUCACACCUUGACUGUCAAUUCUCAUCAUUGGUGAUCCUGCAGCAGGGACACCCACAGUUUACAUCCUGAAUCCUAUGAAUUCCCUUUGAAGCCCCAAAUUUCCCAGGUUAGAAGGGUCAGUGAACAGUCCACGCYCUCACCACCACUCAGCAUUUCUGGGUGGUGUUUUCUGUGUCAUUUUCCCUUUGGCCAUCUCUUUCUCRUGGUAUUUUACACCUCCUGCAGCUGAGGGAGGUGAUGCUGCCCAUUCAGCCCAACACCAGCUGCUUGCUUGGCUGAGGGCAGCACAGCCCUGAGGCUUUAUCCAUCAGAAAUGUGUGUGGAAAGAGGUGGGAGGGCUGAAGGGGAAAUACUGGGGGAGAGAGAGGGAUUGUGGCAUGGCCAAGGCACUCRUGGGCCACCAGCUGAACCCUGUGUGGCCAGGCUGUGCCAUGGACCAUGUGUGUGACCAUGGGGGAGCUGGAAACAAAAGCCAAAAAAGUGUUCUACAGGCCAUGCAUGAGUGUCCUGCUUGCCCUGGGGAGCCACUGAUGGCCCCUGCUGAGCUCAGGUGGGAUGAGGCCGAACUGAAAUAAUUCCUUGGUGAAAGGUUGACGAAAUAUUCAGYCUUGACAUGAGUUCUUGAGCACUCCAGCAGUUUGCUGCCUUCAGCUGCUCCCUCUCCACCAAGGAAUUACAUCUGUGAUUUCAGCAGGGCUGCUCUGUGCUGGUUAGGGGGAGAAGAGGCAGGGAGAAGGAUUUUUGUGUGGGCUGGGGCAGAUGUGGGUAGAUCGAGUGUUUGGUACAUCUGGGCAAGUCAUUAAAUGUUGCUGUGAGAGGCCAAACACCUGCUCCCAGCUCCACAGAAAGGAUGAGCAUUGCCAAGGAGCAGGGCUGGUGUGGGCACACCAGAGUAUGGACAUUGCUCCGGGGUGGAUGGGUCGGUACAACCUGAUCCCUGCGUGAUUUCCUGUAGAGCUUGCCUUUUUGGGAGCUCAGCCUCCAGCACUGCCUGCCCUUWGGAAUGCAGGAGCUGCUGUGCUGGGCAAAAGGCUCCAGUGAUUUCUGUCUGCCCAUCAGUGCUGCAGCAAUUAAGCAGAACAGCUUGGUGAUGUGGUUUGGUUCCCAGCUUGCUGGCCUCACCAGAACACAACAGGUAGGAAUUCUUGCAGAGGCAUUUUCCAUGUGAAUAUURUUACUGCAGCACUUCUCUUGGAGCACCUGGAGCCAAAAACUUCGCAAAAUCAAGUUAUAACCACAACAACUCCUUUUUUUKUGUUYG
Molecule: messenger RNA, 3008 nt
Organism: Malurus melanocephalus (red-backed fairy wren)
Lineage: Eukaryota; Metazoa; Chordata; Aves; Passeriformes; Maluridae
Gene: TMEM275
Product: transmembrane protein 275
Exons: 1
Coding region: 67-615 (182 amino acids)
Source: RefSeq, a predicted model, not a curated record